AAAGAAAUAAAAAAAAAAAAAAAAAAAAAAUUAUGCAAGCAACAAUGUUCCUCUCUUAUUGCUGGUGGAGAAUAGAAAAAUCGCACUAAUGUAGCAAACAAAAACAUUUUCCUCUUUUUCACAGUUUAGUAAUUAAUACAAAAUGAUCGGCCCAUCGAUCCCUCCGGAUCGCUUGAAGAAAAAACAAAAAGAGGAAGAGAAAACUAGUGGUGAUGAGAUAGUUGUCGCUUUAUCAGACGAUGAAAACACUCAACCUUUGAGUACAGAAAUUGGACCUCAAAUACCGUCUCAUCUACUUAAUAGAACGGCAAACGAACAAAGUGGUGACAAGAUAGAAAUCAACAAACAUGAUACAGAUGAGGAUGAAAAAGCGCCCACAAUGGAAGUGAAAUCAGUUAGAAAGCCACAGACAGACAGUGCUGAAAUCAACAUUUCUGAAGAGGAGGAUCUUGUUGGACCAGCUUUGGCUACUUCACCGCGUUCUACUACACCACCUCUUCCAGCUGCAGUGGAUAAUGUUGUAAAUGCAAAUCCUGAUGACUUUGCCCCUGUUUUGCCACCUGAACUACUGGAAGAACGCCGCCAGCGUCAACAACAUCAGUCUGAAACAGCAACAGUAACAAAUACAGGUGGUGCACGACGACGAGGUCCGAUAGGACCUGCAUUACCGCCUGGUCCUUUACCUUUACCUUUGUCCACACAAAUGCAACCUAGUGAAAGUGACGAUGAUGACCUGGUAGGGCCUGUUUUACCUUCCACUUCUGAAUAUGAUCCGCAAGAAGCUUCAAAAUUAUCGGCUAUUCAAGCGAUUGAACAACGAGCAAGACAAAGUAAAGAAGCCAUGGAAAAGAAAGAACAAGAUAUCCAGAAAGUGGAAAGACCAGAAUGGAUGCUGGUGCCUCCUGAAGUCGACUACCUGAAAAAUGCCAACUCUUCAAGAUCGAGGGGCUUUGCUUCGGGCAGUAGUAGUACAAUGUCAGCAGCAGAACGUGAUUCAACCGCCUGGACAGAAACACCCGCUGAAAGAGAACACCGUUUAGCUGAGGAACAAAGAACAGGUGUCAAGCGCAAAGCUGGUGCAUCGGUUCAUUCUCAAGCACCACCGUCGCAAUUAGAUGAGGUUAAAAGAAGACAAGUAGAAGAAAUUAACAUGCAAACUAGGCCUAUGUCAUUAUUGGAAAUGCAUCAACAGAAUAGAAAGAAAAAGAAGAAGUCUAAACUGACAGAUGAAGAAGAUGUAACAAAACGAGGAUUUGACCGUGAUAAAGACUUAUUAGCGCCUCGACAAAUGGAUACAAAGCAGAAAAAAGAAUUCCUAAAACAGACAGCACAAAUGGGAAGAAAUUUUGGUUAUGGAAGCAGAGGCUCCUUCUUAUAGAUUUGAUACAGACUUUCCCGCCGCCUUGAAAACAACAGAUGAUUAACUAAAAUCAGUGGUGACAGCGAAAGUAUCGACUGAUCAUAUCCUUCAAGUUGCAUUUUAGCGAGCAGGCUGUAAAGAAGAGAUUGUACGGCAUGCUUGGCUUUUAUAACAUAAUCACAGAUUUGUCUCUGUAAUUAUUGAGACAAAAUAGAGGAAGGGUUUCGGACUGGUGCAAAUAAAAUCGAAAAUUAUGGAGGAGACAACUAUAUCAACACCUUUUUUAUUUGUUCCAAAACAUUACAAAGUUAAGUCGGGCUAUCAGAGAAUCAACAGUUUGAGGAGUUCUACUUCUGUAUUAUACAAAAAAAAAAAAA
Molecule: messenger RNA, 1737 nt
Organism: Mycotypha africana
Lineage: Eukaryota; Fungi; Mucoromycota; Mucoromycetes; Mucorales; Mycotyphaceae
Exons: 2
Coding region: 143-1378 (411 amino acids)
Source: RefSeq, a predicted model, not a curated record